AUGAGGGUCCUCGCUGCCCUCGGUUUGCUCGUCGCAGCUGUCGCUGCCUUGGAUGUCCCCUACUCCGUGCCGAAGCUCGUGUUCGAGCCCAGGCAGGAGUACCUGUACAAGUACCGCACGACCGUCGCCCUGAGUGUGCCGCAGAAGGCGACGCACGCUACUGGCGAGGAAGUCUAUGCAUACCUGAAGGUCAGCGUCACGGCUGCCGACCCCGUCGCCAAGACGGCCAGGCUGUUCGUGCAGCUCCUGAACGUCACCACUUCGGUGUUCGACAAGGAAGUGCACGACCAUACCGAGGCUGUGCCGGGCCUGUACCACACGCCCCUGGAACAGUACCUGCACCUCUUCGAGAAGCCGGUCGUCUUCACGGUCGAGCAGCUCAAGGUGACCACCAUUGAGGCUCCCGAGGAUCUUCCCGAGCCCGUGGUGAACCUGUACCGUGGACUCGCCUCUGUGCUGACCUUCAGCGAGCCGCUCACCCACGCUGUUCCCUUCAGCAAGGUGACGCCCGUCAGUCCCGACGACGAAGUGGUCGUGUACAAGGUCUUCGAGCACGACCUUGUGGGUCACUGCGAGACGACCUACCACGUGCUGUCCGACGUGCACGACUACUCCGUGCUGAACCUGACCAAGACCAAGAACUACCACAAGUGCUUGGGUCGCACGAGCGUGUUCCACUACGCCGACUACGAGUACCAGGGAUGCCCGCAGACGUGCCAGGUCCACAAGCCGGCGACUGUCUUCGAGAACGUCGAGCCCGAAUUCACCAAGUACAACGACCCCUUCGGUUCCGGAUGCGUCAAGGAGUACUACCAGAAGAACGACCUUGGUGACUCCUUCCUGACCGUCAAGUACAACGUCAGCGUUCUGGGAGAGUACGGUCUCCUGGAGACUGUCAAGGCCGUCGACAAGAAGGUUCUCGUCACCGGAAAGCAGCAGCUGGUUGCCACCUCCGUGCUGGCCCUCGAGCUCCUGUACAAGAAGUCUCUCGUCAGCGCCUUCGAUGACACUACGGCACGCGCCAAGACCUACAGCAACCUGACCUACGCCUACCCCGAGCAGCACUACUUGGUCCACGGACCAGCUCUCGAGCUGGAGCACCUCAGCCUGUGGGGACCGGUCGACCGCAAGGAGGCCAUGGUGGCCGCCCGCGCCCUCGUCGCCAGGCUGGCCGAGCUGGUCGCUCUCGACGACCUCGAGGUCAAGGACGACUACGCCGAUCUGAUCGUGCAGCUGCUGACCGUGGUCAACGCCCUGCCCCAGGAAGACCUCGAGCUCCUCCUGAAGACCGUUGUCUCGCUCGAGAAGGUCAACGAAGUCAGCGAGAAGGAAUACAUCGAAAGGAAGCUCCUUCUCGACGCCCUGAGCCUUGGUGGCACCGAUGCUACUGCAAAGACUGUCCUCACGCUCCUCAAGGAGGAGAAGCUGACCCUCGUGGAAUCCGUCCACGUGCUGACCACCCUGCAGACCUCCCUGGCCAAGCCCUCUACCGAAGUCCUUGACGAGCUUCUCGACCUGUGUGUUGGCGGCAAGUUCACCGAGGAGCGCCUGCUUUUCUCGACCUCCUGCCUGGCCCUCGCCAAGGCCGUGAGGAAGCACUGCACGCACCACGACCUGCCGCUGCCGACCAACCUCAAGCAGAAGGCCAUGAUGAGGAACGUGAUGAAGAUCCGCUCCAAGCACCACGGCUCCUCGGAGGAGUUCGACGACGAGGUGACCCCCGAGUACAAGGAGCUGCCCCAGUACGACACCAGCGUGUCCUGCUCUCUGCAAGACUACGAGAAGUACGUCCAGGCCGUCGUCAGCAAGCUGGAGCAGUCCAAGGAGUUCCACGUGGUCGCCGUUCUGCUGCACACGCUCGCCAAGCUGGAGCACCCGCUCGCCCUCAAGGCCGUCGUUCCGUUCGUGCUGGGCAAACACCCGCUCUGCAAGCUGACCCUCGGCACCGAGGACGAAUCCGAGGCCUGCCAGUACCUGCGUCUGGUCACUCUCCACUCGCUCAAGCACAGCACCGUCGCCCAGGCCGCCGCCGUGCAGCCCCUGCUCCAGACCGUCUACUUCGACAAGGACGAGGACUACGAGCUUCGUGCCGUGGCGCUGUCGCUGCUGCUGCUCACGACGCCCCCGGAGCCCGUGCUGGCCCGCGUGGUGCUCGAGCUGCCCCGCGAGAAGAGCCUACAGGUCGCCUCCUACACCUACCACACCCUGCUGGCCUUCUCCAACCACACCCUGCCGUGCUACCAGCCGACUGUGCACCACCUCAAGAAGCUUCUUCCCGCUCUUGCCCACUACAAGUAUGGAAGCCAGUACUCUACGCUCCACUUCGCCACCGACUACUCCGUCGAAACCGGCGUCGGUCUUCAAGGCUACGUCGGAGUCGUCAAGAGCAACGUCUCCUUCGUGCCUCGUAGCUUCUUCUACACUCUUGACUUCACCAAGGGCCCGUACACCUCCUCUCUUUUGGACGUCAUGGUUGUGAGCAAGGGUCUCCAGAACGUGCACAAGCUGCUGCUCAGCGAGGACGGUCCACUGUCUCUGCUUUCCAGCGCCUUCAACAGGGUCCGCCGUGGCAUCCGCAUGAACCUUGGCGACACCUACACACCCCUGACUGUGCUUCUCGACGUCCUCGACCAGCACUUCGACUUCGACACAGAGAGCGUUGUCGAGGAGCCCAAGCUUGUGUUGGACACCAAGUUCCUGGGAACCGACCUGUUCCUGCCCCUCGACAAGUACUUCGUCAAGGAGCUUCUCACGAAGGGCGCCGAGUACGUCAAGGACAAGUGGGUGCACCCGGUCAACUUCCGCUACGUGCAACUGCGCGUGCCCUACACCUACCGCAAGGUUGUCCCCACCGUGGUGGGAUACCCGGUCGCCAUGACCACCCGCUACCCCACCGUGGUGUCCCUGUCCUACAAGGACUUGAAGGUCCGCUACCAGCCGAACCCGAAGAGUCUGGUGCCUUCCGUCUUCGCCGUGUCUGCUCUGGUGCAGCCCACCGUGUACACCACCGCCGUGACGUCAACCCUGACCGUGACUCCAUUCACCAAGCUGGUGGCCGCUGUCCGCGUCAUCGAGAAGACCCGCCUCACGCACCCGCACGACGUCGCCCUGCAGUUCUCCAGCGUAAACCACACCCUGGCCUUCACCUUCAGGCCGCGCUUCACCAAGUUGUUCACCCACGAGACCAAGACCAUGACCUACACGACCCCGGCGUUCUUCUUCACCGCCCCCCAGCGAUCGGUGCUCGCCACCAUGACCGUGCUGGCCACCCAGUCCAAGCCGUUCGAGUACAAGAAGGUCCUGGGCCACAAGUACGUCGGUGUCGGCCUCGAGGUCACCGGCCUCACCGCCGAGCCCAAGAAGACCCCGCUGGUCCUGCUCGCCAAGCGCAAGGAGCUCGUGAAGUCCCUGCUCGAGGUCGUCCUCAACCCGUGGGCCGUCUCCAGGAAGUGGGAGGCUCGCCUCGUCCGCAACCCGCUGACACCCGUUGACGAGUACAAGGUCGUCCUUCGCCUGAGCAACACGCUGAACGGCACCGACCCCGCCGACUACGUCAAGGAAGUCAAGCCGCUGUACCGCACCCAGGCGCACUACCCCACCGUUCGUCACAGCUACCCCGAAGACCUGAAGACCCCCGUCUACGAGGAGCUCUUCGAGAAGGCCACCGGAUUCCUGCCAUCCGAGCUGGACCACUACGAGGUCCUGCACAAGGUCGUGGAGGCCUCGAAGGUCACCUCGUACCCCAAGGCCGACAACGUGGCGCCCCUGCUCCAGAACGUGACCAACACCACCUACGCUUACGGACUCGAGUUCGUCGUCUCUGCCCUCGGACCCCUGGUGCCCAAGGCCGUGUACGGUCACUUCGUGUACGGAACCAGCUUCGACAAGACCCUCAAGCUGUACCAGCUGUACGCCAACAAGGUCGACAGCGAGUACGAGGCUGUGGUGAACUCGGCCCUUGUGAAGUCGCCCAAGCCCAGCCCAUUCAAGACUUACGCUACGAAGAAGGAGUCCCAUUACCUGUACGCUACCAGCACCGCCGAGGUCUCCACUUCGCACUACGGACCCCUCAAGUACAGCGUGGAGCUCGAAGCCUCCCCAAGUGUCGAGCAACUCGAGUACUCUCCGCUUACGGUUGUUAAUAGCGCCAUAAAGAAGGUCAUGACCAAGCGUCCCCGCGCGAUUCAGAGCAGCCUCUGGAGGCACGAAGAGCCCCAACAGAAAUACGAGCUGCCGUACGAAUCUUCCGCGAUGAGGAUGGAGAACAUCGGCGCAUACAGCGUGCCCGUGACCGAGCUGCCGUGGUACUACGCCAAGUGCCAGGAGGACGUCGAGGUCGGCAAGGAACUUGUCAGCUACGCGUGCAAGAAGGUCCACUGGCACGAGCACCGCCUGGACAAGUUCGUCCUUAAGGUCACCCUGCCAACCCAGUACCCGAGCCUGCUGCUGAACGCCACCCACAAGCUGUUCCAGACGGCCAAGGUUCUGUUGUACGACAAGUCCACGACCGAGUACGUCGAGAGCCCCGUCGUGACCGAGGGCCAGUUCCUCGUGGAAGCCGUGCUCGAAGAUUUCUACACCGGAGUGACCACGGCCAACGUGACCGUGCACACCCCCCACUUCGAGAAGGUCACCUUCAAGCGCCUGCCUUGGCUCAAGCCCCUCAGGCCCACCGUCGCCUACGACUUCACCACGCAGUUGGUGUCCGUCGCCAGGAAGGGAUACCCCUUCCCGACUUGUGUGGUCAGCCCCUACUACCUGAAGACCUUCGACAACGUCACCCUUCCCCUGGAGACCCUGAAGAAGCAGGUUACUCACGUGCUGGUUCGCCACGCGGUCGACGACCCUGAGUUCCUCGUCCUCCUUGAACAGAAGAGCGAGGAUGCUACGGCCCUGCAAGUCGUGCUCAAGAACCAGACACUGGUCAAGCUGACGCCGCCCAAGGACCAGAGCACGUACGAGGUCGAGGUCAACGGCACCCUGCUCACCGUGGACCCGCUCAAGUCGCACGUUCUGCAGUACUACCACAACUACAGCUCGCAAGUGCUGCUCUACGUCACCGUCCACCCCGAGACGGCCCCGACCCUGUGGCUGAAGGUCCGCGACUCUGGCCUCCUGCUGGCUUACAACGGAAGCAGCGUGCUCGUCACGGUGAGGUCACCCAAGUACACGGGCACCUUCGCCGGUCUCUGCGGCGACAACAACAAGGAGUCCCAGUACGAGUACGUCACCCCCGAGAAGUGCGUCGUCACCGACGUCGAAGACUUCCUGAACGCCUACUCCCUGGAGCCCGAGACGCUGCUCAAGGGUCACGUGUUCUGCCCGUACGGCGUUACUCUCAAGGUCGGCACUACCAGGUACAACAGCACCACGUAUAACAGCACCAGGUAUAACAGCACCAGCUACUACCCCACCACCUACAACCACACCACCUACAACCACACCACCUACAACCACACCAAGUACAACAACACCAAGAGCGUGAGGACCAGCAAGAUCGGCAAGAUCAUCAGCAAGAUCACCAAGAUCCGCGGACACUGGGUGGACGAGGACGAAGUGGCCGCCCAGGUGACCACCCCGGAGUGCCUCACGGAGCGUCGCAAGAUCAUCUACGAGGAGGGCAAGGUCUGCAUGAGUCUGGAGAAGGUGACCGCCUGCAAGCGCGGAUGCAAGCCCAUCCAGACUAAGCCACAGGAGCUCGAGUUCGUCUGCCUGAACAAGGAGAACCCCACGCUGAAGAAGAUGCUCAAGGACAUCCAGAGCAAGCGCGAGCUGCCAUUGUCGCUGACCGGCAUCCCGACCAUCACCAAGACCGUCGACAUACCGGUCGACUGCGUCACCAAGUAAAGGAAGUCGCCGGGCCCACCACGCGAC
Messenger RNA from Dermacentor andersoni, 5874 nucleotides. Its product is annotated as vitellogenin-2-like. The record is from RefSeq and is a predicted model, not a curated record. Lineage: Eukaryota; Metazoa; Arthropoda; Arachnida; Ixodida; Ixodidae. Gene Ontology annotation, biological process: lipid transport. Gene Ontology annotation, molecular function: lipid carrier activity.